AUGAAUAAGUUGUUUAAAAGUGUGCACACGUCGAGUAAUAAAGACAAUUUAAUUAAGAAGUCGAUCACGGAUCACUUGUCGAAUAGUGUGAAAGCGAUACAGUAUUGCGGAGUUGAAGAAAAUGGACUCAAUAAAGCUGAGGAUGUUACCGAAGCUUCGAACACGCUGUGUAUGACGAUUGAAGCUAUUUUUCUGCACGGUUUGAAGGACUCCUUGAGUAAAAGGUUCAAAAGGGCCAUUGCAGAUGUUGACGAACGGCCAGAGCCCAGCUUCUGGGCCCCCUUACUUGUCAUAUCACAUCGACAAAUCAUAGACCAGAUAACCCACUUGUCGCAGAUAACAAGCGAGGUGGGCCAAUGCCGGGCAUGGAUCCGCCUGGCCUUGAACGACUGUCUCUUGUCCUCUUAUUUAAUGACAAUUCGACGUGAUCCGAGCUCUUUAAAAUCCUUCUACCGUCCCACAGCCUACUUGCGAGACAGCGACCUUGUCGAUGUCGCCCAACGAUUAAUCGAAGGCGUUGAAGCCUUCAAAACUGUGACCUUACCGUGCAAUUCCAGCCUUUUAAACACCUGGCAAUUGCCAAGUCUUUUCCUUGCCGGUAUUUGGGCCCCAACUUUGAAAGCUUGUCCUGUCGCCCCAUGCGACGACGUAGCGCAAAUGGUCGAAGAGACCCGAACUGCCCCCGAAAGCAACUCCGAGACGUGUUCUCUAAGCUCGGCAAUUUCCAUUACAUCGCAAAAUUCCAGUUUGCGACAAAUGGUCGCACUAAACGAAGACGAAGCUUUGAGAAUAAUUCUAGCCAAACAUAAGGACAAUCUCGACGUAAAUAAGAGUGAGGAGAAUUUGAAGUCGUCGCUGUCCGAAAGCACAGACUCCGAGAAUUUGUACACCGUCGGAAACUCGCUAAACAGGAGGACCGGUUGGUCGUUUGACGAAACUCAACCGCAAGAAAUUGAGGAGGCUUCAGCCAACCCACCUGAACCUCCUCCAGUGAUAAACCCGGAACCCAAAUCGAUGGAAGGCAGUUUCAACGCCUUGAUUGAAAGCUACAACAUGUUGAGUGGCGGGUAUAUCAAAACGCCCGAUUUAAGGGAAGUCUGGCAGAAAUUUGAGGACCACAAAAUCGGCGAAGCAGACACACCUAAUAACAAUAACGUGGGACAAACCACUGUCAUUUUGGCCAAAACCGAAACGCCUCUAGCUGCGCUCAUUGGACGCAUUAGCAAAGAGAAGGGUCUAGAUAGGCAAAAUUAUGAAUGUGCAGGCUGCAGAGAAGCCCUAAGUGUUACAAUCAAACCACAAGUUUGCGCUUUCACUGCCGAAUAUUUUUGCGAUUCGUGCAUGAGUGGCGAGGAAAUCACAAUCCCAGCAAGGAUCAUACACAACUGGGAUUUCAAGACGUAUCCCGUCUCGCAGAAGGCUUUGAACUACAUUAACGAAAUUAAGGACCAUCCGACUAUAGACUUUAAAACCUUGAAUCCUUAUAUUUACGGAGUGGUUGAAGAAAUGGCCCAGCUCCAAAUCCUGCGAAACCAACUGAACUUCCUUAGAGCUUACUUAUACACGUGUCGAGAGCCGGUUAUCGAGCAGUUGCAAAAGCAAAUGUGGCCGCGUGAAUACAUGUAUGAACACGUGCACCAAUAUUCAGUUUCGGAUUUGGCCGAAAUCUCAAGCGGGGUUUUGGCGCAACAUUUGCAGUCGGUUGUUAAUUUUGGGAAGGAACAUGUGAUUGGUUGUUGGUUGUGCAGUCAGAAAGGUUUCGUUUGCGAAGUUUGCAACAAACCAAAAGCGUUGUUUCCGUUUGAUGUUGAACAUAUUUAUCGCUGUGAUGUUUGCAACGCAGUUUAUCAUAAAGGUUGCCUUAAUUCCACUAAACCUUGUCCGAAGUGUAAGAGGCGGAAGGAGCGGGAAGAUCUUCCUCUUCUUGGUGCUACCGUUGAAUAAUCUUCAAUAAAUUUACUUUUUCAAUUUCA
This is a messenger RNA of Tribolium castaneum (red flour beetle), 1973 nucleotides long. RefSeq names its product Pleckstrin homology and RUN domain containing M1 (gene Plekhm1). The record is from RefSeq and is a predicted model, not a curated record. The coding region runs from base 1 to 1944 and encodes 647 amino acids. NCBI's taxonomy places the organism in Eukaryota, Metazoa, Arthropoda, Insecta, Coleoptera, Tenebrionidae. The transcript is spliced from 5 exons.